Messenger RNA from Prunus armeniaca (apricot), 648 nucleotides. The record is from the annotation of a GenBank genome assembly. NCBI's taxonomy places the organism in Eukaryota, Viridiplantae, Streptophyta, Magnoliopsida, Rosales, Rosaceae.
AUGGUCAGUUUGUUGCCUUUGGAUUCAGAUGAGGGGGCUAGAGCAGUGGAGAGUUCUUCCUCACAGGCACUGGUUUUAUAUGAAGCAGAUUCCAUUUUGGAACCUUAUGAGGGUAUGGAAUUUGAAUCUGAAGAUGCUGCCAAGAUAUUUUAUGAUGAGUAUGCACGACGUGUUGGAUUUGUAAUGCGUGUGAUGUCAUGCCGUCGAUCUGAGAGAGAUGGUAGGAUUCUUGCCCGUCGACUUGGGUGUAAUAAGGAGGGCCACUGUGUUAGUAUUCGAGGUAAAUUUGGGCCAGUUCGAAAACCACGAGCGAGUACAAGGGAAGGUUGUAAGGCAAUGAUUCACGUGAAGUAUGAUAAAUCCAGUAAAUGGGUGAUUACCAAAUUCAUAAAGGAUCAUAAUCAUCCACUUGUGGUGUCCCCACGUGAAGCUCGUCAAACAAUGGAUGAGAAGGAUAAGAAAAUUCAAGAAUUAACUGCAGAGCUUCGGAAUAAGAAACGGUUGUGCACAACAUAUCAGGAACAGCUAACAGCAUUUACGAAAAUUGUUGAAGAGUAUAGUGACCAGCUAUCGAAGAAAGUUCAAAAUGUUGUAAGCAAUCUUAAAGAAUUUGAGUCCAUAGAUCGGGAGCUUUCGCAACAUAGAUAG